AUUAAACAAGUGGCGGGCGUUGACGAUGAUGAGCGGCGGCGCUUUGACCCCUCGGGGAUUGUUGGGUUUGAAUCCAGCACCGAUCACGACCCAAAAUUUAGUCAUGAUGAUGUUCGUAGAUGCUUGAAGCCCAGAACUUCAUGUGGGCUAUUUUUGGGCCAAUGAUACAUUCAGCUCGAUCAUUUAGCUCCAGCGACAAAGAAGCUGGUGAGGCUGAGAGCACCAGACGAUGGCUCACCUCGUCCGCCCGCUCCGGCAAUGGCCGAGGUUCCACCGCCACCACGGCCUUCCUCUCUCCCCCUACCCCUCAUCUCUUUCGCGCUUUGGAACAACGUCGCAUCAUCAUCAUCUUCAUCCUCGCCACAGUCUGGUUUUUAUUUUGGUCCCUUCGUCCCGCCGCGAAGUCCAUUACCGGCCGCGCGGGCUCCGAUUCCCCAACUCCGCACCGGCUUACGACCCCCGAGAAGGUGACGGCAGCGACUCCGACUCCGAGAAGAGCCGCAACCAGAAGAAGCGCGAGGCGCGGCGGGCCGUCCGCUGGGGCAUGGAGCUCGCUUCCUUCUCCAAUCCCCAAAUCAUGCGCAUCCUCAGAGUGGCUUCUCUGGAGAAAGAGGUGCUGGACGCUCUGAUGAUUGCAAAGAGACUGGGACCGGAUGUUCGAGAAGGAAAGCGAAGGCAGUUCAAUUACAUCGGGAAGUUGCUGCGAGAAGUUGAACCUGAGUUAAUGGAUGCUUUAAUUGAGGCUACUAAAGAUGGUGACCACAGUAGGCUGCAAGCUUUAUCUGUCUCGGAGGCUUGUGUUGGUGAAGAUGAUGAUGAAGGAGAAGAAGAUUUUGGAGAAGAAGACGAGGAAGAGGAGGAGGAGUACAGUGAACAUGCAAGCAUCGCAAGCAGGUGGUUUGAUGGUUUAAUCAGUAAAGACAUUCAAAUAACCAAUGAAGUUUACUCCAUUCCCACCAUUGAUUUUGACCGGCAAGAGCUCCGAAAACUUGUACGGAAUGUACAGUCGAUUCAAGGACAGCCAGCUGCUACUAAUGAAAACGAGAGAGAAGCUAGCAUAGCUCUCCUAAGGGCUCAGAAAUCCCUUACCGGUUUCCUCCGAAACCUCGCAAGGCAAUUGCAUAGUAGCACUAUAUGAUCACACAGUUGAUACUCACCUCUCGUACUAAUCUAUUUUGUAACAUUACAGUUUCCUUUUUUUGGGGUCCGGUUAAGUCGUUUUACUAUGCAUGGUUGUACAUGAACCAAGAACCGGGGUUGAUGAUGGGGUGCUAGAUUUAGGAAGUCCCGGGUUCAAUCCGAGGCAAUAGCUGGAAAGAUAAUAGUUAAUGCCAAUCGCCUCCCAUGCGCGGUCUCUGUGUUCACUCACAUUUCUUCCGCGGGUGCAAGCGCUCUCUUCUGGUUGGGUAUUAGAAAGGGAGCGAUGCCGUUGCCAUCUCUUUUGGGCGUAUCACCCCGGAGAUUGCUGCACCAGCAAGAUCAAUAUAUUUUUUGUGCGCUCAUGUCUCUGAAAGAUUUUUUACAUUGAAAGUGUUUUGCUGAAGCCUAUAGUCAAAAUCAUGACCAAAAAGAUUUAAUUAUUUUUGUUUGUGGCAUGUAUCAAUAUGAAUGUCCACCUUAUCAAAAGCAAAAUAGGAAGGAAAAAAAAGGGGGACCUUGUAUGAAAAUUGUCGGGAUCAUAAGCAAUCGGAACUUGGAUGCUAACGAGAUUGUGUUGAUGUUUCUA
Messenger RNA from Syzygium oleosum, 1726 nucleotides. RefSeq lists its product as uncharacterized. Lineage: Eukaryota; Viridiplantae; Streptophyta; Magnoliopsida; Myrtales; Myrtaceae. The coding region runs from base 230 to 1138 and encodes 302 amino acids. The transcript has 6 exons. The record is from RefSeq and is a predicted model, not a curated record.